Molecule: messenger RNA, 880 nt
Organism: Camelina sativa (false flax)
Lineage: Eukaryota; Viridiplantae; Streptophyta; Magnoliopsida; Brassicales; Brassicaceae
Source: RefSeq, a predicted model, not a curated record
AUGGUCUUUGGUCCAAAUAUGGAUAUUUUAAAGACCUACGCUCGCAAGGACAAACUCGUGGUCAUCAUGGGAGCCACCGGUACCGGCAAGUCGCGACUCUCCGUCGACCUAGCCACUCGUUUCUCAGGAGAGAUCAUAAAUACCGACAAGAUGCAAGUCUACCGAGGUCUCGACAUUGUAAGCAACAAGAUUACGUCCGAGGAAAAACGCGGCGUCCGUCAUCAUCUCCUCAGCUUCCUUUCGCCUGGAGCCGACUACUUCACCACCGCGGAUUUCUGCGACAUGGCGAGUCACUCCAUCGAAACCAUUACCGACCGUGGAAAGCUUCCAAUCGUCGUUGGCGGUUCAAACUCUUUCUUGGAGGAUCUCCUGGUCGGGUCGAGAUACGAAUGUUGUUUUCUAUGGGUCGACGUGGCAGUUCCUUUUUUACGCGGUGUUGUGUCUGAGAGGGUUGAUAAGAUGGUGGCGAAUGGAAUGGUUGAGGAAGUUAGAGAACUGUUCAACUUUUCUGAUUCAAUGAACUACUCGGAAGGGAUCAAGAACGCAAUUGGGAUUUCAGAGUUCGGCAGGUUUUUCAAGAACGAGCCCUUCUUAAAUGCGGGAGAGAGACAAAUGCUGUUUAGUGAAGUGGUGGAAGAAAUAAAGAGGAACACCUUUGGAUUAGCCUGUCGACAAAGAGAAAAGAUCCAACGGUUGAAAAAUGUGAACAAGUGGUGCGUCCAGAGAUUGGAUACAACUCCGGUGAUCACAACGCGGAGGUGGAAGGCGGAUGCUGACGCGGCGUGGGAGAAUCUGGUGGCAGGGCCAAGCACCAUUUCUGUGUCGCGGUUUCUGCAAGGACACUGCUAAGUGCUAACCGUGAACCGUCUCUCGUUGGUGA